CCCCACGUGUUGGUUGAGCCUUGAGGGGCCAUGGCGGAUGAGAAGCUGAAGGAAAUCCGCGCAGAUUUUGUGAACUGUGCUAACAAGACCCUCGUCAGCCAGCUCCUCGAUAAGCUUCUCCAGGAAGGAGUCCUGAACGAGGAGGAGGCAGAUGAGGUGAAGGAGAACACGAAGAAGCAGGACCAGGCAAGGAUCUUGAUCGACCACGUGAGGAGGAAGGGGCCCAGAGCCAGCCAGAUCUUCAUCCAGGCCCUCCAGUGCCAAGACAGCUUCUUGGCUGAAGAACUAAGGCUUCAAGUCCCUCAUCCAGAGCAACAGGCUCGUUUGCCACUCCAGGAAGUCGGCCCAAAGGCCAUCGCCUCAGCAAAAGCAGCUCAGCUGCAGGAGACCAGCGAUGGGCUCACGCUUUGCCCCCUGGACCUCUUUCAGAAAAUACAAGCUGAGGAAAAGGACGAGAUCUACCCGAUCAAGGACAAAGAGACACGCACCCGACUGGCCUUGGUCAUCUGCAACAUUGAUUUCAAGCACUGUAGCAACAGGGAAGGAGCCGAGGUGGAUCUGGUCCAGAUGAAGCUUCUCCUGGAAGGGCUGGGAUACAGGGUGGAAACCGAGACCAACUUAUGCUCACAAGAUAUGGCCGAGCGCUUAAAGAGCUUCGCAGCCCAGGAGGAACACAAGACCUCCGAUAGCACCUUUGUGGUGCUCAUGUCUCACGGCCUCCGGGAAGGCCUGUGUGGGGUGAAGAAUGAGGACUCGUGCUCAGAUCUCCUCUCCGUGGACACUGUCUUCUCCACCUUCAACAACAAGAACUGCCCGGCUCUGAGGGGGAAGCCCAAGGUCAUCGUCAUCCAGGCCUGCCGUGGCGCGAAUAAAGGAUUUGCAUAUGUGAGCGACUCGGCAACACCUUCGGCCACCCCCCUCAGCCCUGUCCAGUGGCCGGAAGAAGACUUUGAGAGCGAUGUCAUUCAGAAAGUACACGUGGAAAGCGACUUCAUCUGCCUCUAUUCCACAACCCCAGAUAAUGUAUCCUGGAGAAGCCCCCGAACUGGAUCUCUCUUCAUCACGCAGCUGAUCAAAGAUAUCAAGAAACAUGCCUGGAACUGCAACCUGGAGGAGAUCUUCAGAAAGGUCAUGCAGUCCUUUGAAAAAAACCCAUGCCAGAUGCCCUCCAAGGACCGAACCACCCUGACCAAAAAGCUCUACCUUUUCCCGGGGCACUAAAACUUGAGUGAAGGGGCAGCAUUCUGAACUGAGUCCCUUUCAGCUCCUCUGGACAAUCAUAUACGGUGGAACCUC
Lacerta agilis (Sand lizard) is the source of this 1296-nucleotide messenger RNA. RefSeq names its product caspase-1-like. The coding region runs from base 31 to 1221 and encodes 396 amino acids. The transcript has 9 exons. NCBI's taxonomy places the organism in Eukaryota, Metazoa, Chordata, Lepidosauria, Squamata, Lacertidae. Gene Ontology annotation, molecular function: cysteine-type endopeptidase activity. The record is from RefSeq and is a predicted model, not a curated record. Gene Ontology annotation, biological process: regulation of apoptotic process; proteolysis.